AUGUUAACACAGAACUAUACCGGAGAUGAAAAGCAGAAAACAUUUCACGAAUUCGAUUGUCCGGACGAAUUCACAGGAGAGGACUACAAGUAUCUCAUACUUCUCGCAGCGCUGAACAUUUUUCUGUCUUUUACUGCAUUUCUUGGGAACACUCUUAUUCUAGUUGCUCUUUGCAAGGAAUCUUCGCUUCAUCCGCCAUCCAAACUCCUGUAUCGUAACCUGGCGAUAACCGAUUUUUGUGUUGGUGUCAUCGUGGAGCCUGUGUCUGUUAUAUAUUGGACGUCUCUGGUGAUGGAACGGUGGAGUCUUUGUCGAAUCAUCUUGGCCAAAUUUGUUACAACUAGUAAUACUUUGUGUACAGUCUCUCUAUUAACAGUAGCUUCGAUAAGCGUGGACAGACUUCUUGCCCUAUCUCUGGGACUCAGAUAUAGACAAGUUGUAACUUUAAAGAGAACAUAUGUGGCUGUAUUCGCAUUUUGGGUUGUGUCUAUAGUCGGGGCAAUGAUGUAUUUUGUUAAUCCUCGCAUAAUUUUCUGGUAUAUCAAUAUCAUUGGAGUACUCUGCCUAACUACCUCAGUUUUCUCUUACACAAAAAUUUUCUUAAUUCUGCGUCAUAACCAUAUUCAUGCACUGGGUCACCUUUUUCAAGGACAGCCAAGUCAAGCAAUUUCAAUGAGCAUUACUCGGCACAGAAAGGCAGUGUCUAGUGCACUCUGGGUACAGAUAGCGUUAGCUGUUUGUUAUCUACCGUAUUGUAUCAUUGUAUUCUCAACGCCCCAAGGUGGUUUUCCAUUGUCUUUUUACCUUGCUAGGCAAUAUGCCUAUACUUUAAUUUACGUCAAUUCGUCAUUAAACCCGUUACUGUACUGCUGGAAGAUCAGAGAAAUCAGAGAAGCAGUCAAGGAUGCAUUAAGACAGUAA
Messenger RNA from Porites evermanni, 921 nucleotides. The record is from the annotation of a GenBank genome assembly. NCBI's taxonomy places the organism in Eukaryota, Metazoa, Cnidaria, Anthozoa, Scleractinia, Poritidae.